Molecule: messenger RNA, 444 nt
Organism: Cooperia oncophora
Lineage: Eukaryota; Metazoa; Nematoda; Chromadorea; Rhabditida; Trichostrongylidae
Source: the annotation of a GenBank genome assembly
AUGAUUCUCGAUCAAAUCCGUAGGAAACUGGCGACGAAUAUGUGUGAUGACGUCAUGGAAGUUGGGUGGAGCUUCUUAUGGAAUAUUACAGGUCGUUCUUGCAUAAACGAGACACCAGUAAACUGCGAGCGCUUCUUGAAAGCGGAUGGUUUGCUCCUCUUUCACAAAUGUUUCGAUGCGUUCCGAAAUGAGAGGGAGUUGGUGAGGAAUAUGAUGGGAUUGAUUGGAAACAUUGCUGAAGUCGAUGGUCUACGGUCACAGCUGAUGAACGAUGACUAUGUAAAAAUAUUCUCAGCUUUGUUGGAUUUGGUAGAAGACUCGAUUGAGAUCAGCUAUAAUAGCGCCGGUGUUCUUGCACAUAUGGUCAGUGACGGCGAAGAGGCGUGGAGUGGAUUGACAGUACGAAGGGAACAAGUUAUGGCUAGUGUUGUGAAGGUUGCGUAA